Messenger RNA from Lodderomyces beijingensis, 1689 nucleotides. Lineage: Eukaryota; Fungi; Ascomycota; Pichiomycetes; Serinales; Debaryomycetaceae. The record is from the annotation of a GenBank genome assembly.
AUGGACUUUCAAUCUAAAACAACCGCUACUGCUACUACUUUACAAGAAGAAUAUAAUCACGAACAAGAACAAGAACAAGAACAAGAACAAGAUCAGCAGCAAGGAGGAGAAGACGAAAAACAGCAACUGCUUGGUCAAAAUACUCGGAGCAAAUUACCCGAAUCCCCAUCUAUUCAUGAUCUAAUACUCGACCAAGAUAAUGCAUCAAUGGAAAUCUACAAAAUGUACCAGCACAAGAGCUAUCUACCUCAUAAUCAACGUAUUUCAAAUAUCGCCUGGCGAAUCCAAAAUAAAAAAAUAUUGACCAAUACUAGUCAUAAUCGAGUAUCCAAACCCAUGAUUCGAUCAAACUCCGUACCAGAUAGAAGCGUAAGUAAAGCAACAACUACCAAUACUAAUAACAACACUACAGCCACCAAUUCAUUUACUGCAAACUUUUUACAAAACUCAUCAUCUGUCGCUUCAACUGUCGCUACCAACAACUCCAAGCCACCAUCACAACAACAGCAGCAGCCAGCUACCACUACCACUAAUGACACGGCAACUAGCUCGUACAACCCCAAAUCAAACAACCCAAAUCUUGAUGAUUUUGAUUAUGUUGCCCAUAUAAGAAGAAUAAGUCAAGAAGAAUAUAAACUGGACAACAACAGCACGAAACAGCAGCAAAAGAACAAGGAAGAUGACAAUUUCUUCUUUUCCACCUACAUCAAUUCGUUGCAAAACAAUCUCAAAAACAGAUCUUCUGUUUCAAGUUCACCUUCAACUUUUAAGCCUCCCAUCAACAAUAGCUCAGCCACUUCUUCCACCAUGUCCUCGGCGGCAUCUUCAACUAGCAGACCAGCCAAUAUCAGAAAACCAUCUAAUUCAACCACCAUCAAAAAGAUUCUUCAAUGCACCAAUUGCGAAACCAAAACAACCCCACUUUGGAGAAAAUCAAAUACUGGUGAUUUGCUAUGUAAUGCUUGUGGACUAUUUUACAAAUUACAUGGUGUCUUCAGACCUUUGAAUAACACCCACAAUAACAAUAAUAGCACCAGCAUCGGCAACAGUAACAGCAACAACAAUAAUAGUAACAAGAGUAUUGAAGCUAAACGGAGAAUAUCAAUGAACAACAACGAUGAGAAAAUCAGUAAUGCCAAUGUCAAUUUAUUCAAUGGGUUGAAUGUUAAAUCUUCAGCUUUACAAACACAAGAUCAAAACAUGAAUCUUGUUGGUCCACCUCCCUUGGUCCACAAUUUUCCACAGUUUCCAACUACUCCUGCACAGCAUGACUCGCAAUCAACACAGACUCAAGAUGACAUAGACAAACUUCUUAAUAUGAACUUGUUUCAGCAAGAUUUUGCAACUGCUACUACUACUAAUAACAAUAACAAUAAUAAUACUGCUACUAGUGCUGCUAGUGCUACCAGUGCUACUACAGGGAAUAAUCAAAACGAUUUUUUCUUUCAUGAUUUUGUUCGUCAAUCGACAACCACGAACAAUAGCAACGGCAAUGAAAAUGGCAGUGGCACCAAUUUCCCAGAUUUCAAUAGUAGUCUUGGCUUUAAUGAAGGUCAAAUGCCGCAAUAUUUCCACCAAGGACAACAGAUGCAACACCAGCACCAACACCACGAUGAAUUGGAUCUUUUGGAUCCAAACGGAUUACCGCCGCCUAACGAUAAUUUAAACUGGCUCCAAUUUUUGAGCUGA